Messenger RNA from Theobroma cacao (cacao), 770 nucleotides. Its product is annotated as FKBP-like peptidyl-prolyl cis-trans isomerase family protein. Gene Ontology annotation, biological process: rRNA processing. Gene Ontology annotation, molecular function: peptidyl-prolyl cis-trans isomerase activity; DNA binding. NCBI's taxonomy places the organism in Eukaryota, Viridiplantae, Streptophyta, Magnoliopsida, Malvales, Malvaceae. The record is from RefSeq and is a predicted model, not a curated record.
CAAAGCCUUCCUACCUCGAAGUCUUGAAGAGAAGUGAUCUGAUCUCUCAAUCUGCCGCAGAGACAUAAGGUCUAGCUUUCGCUUUUGUUUUGUGAGUUGCGACCCUUUGUUGCAGUAAAUAACAAGGUUUUUGAGAAAUGGGGAAGGAUUCAAAACCAAAGGAAGCCAAGGGAAAAGGCAAGCAAGCCGGAGGUGGAAGUGAUGAGAGUGCUUCAAAGGGUAAAGGGAAAGCUGGGAAGGGAGAUGGGCUUGGCACCUGCACUUAUGUUAAAGCUAGGCACAUCUUAUGUGAGAAGCAGGGGAAGAUCAAUGAAGCUUACAAGAAACUGGAAGAUGGUUGGCUUAGCAAUGGUGAUAAGGUCCCACCAGCUGAAUUUGCAAAGAUAGCUCAAGAAUAUUCAGAAUGUCCAUCAGGGAAGAAGGGUGGAGAUUUAGGAUGGUUUCCGCGGGGUAAAAUGGCUGGCCCAUUUCAGGAAGUUGCCUUCAGCACAGCUGUUGGAGCUACUAGUGCACCCUUCAAAUCAACACAUGGAUACCAUAUCAUCUUGUCCGAAGGAAGGAAGAAUUGAUGGAAGCAAGCGAAGAUACAGUCAGGCGGUGGAGAUGGGUUUUAUGAUAUAUAUACAGACAUGAAAUAUGUUAAAGUUUGUCUCAUUAACUGAUGAAACUUCGGAUUUGCAGCUUGAUAAUGCUUCUUCUGGUGGUAUAGUUUGCCUAAAAAUUAUCUUCGAAUAUAUGAUGCCAAUUUAGUCACCUCUUUUCACCUUUCA